AUGAAAUUGCUCUGCUUGAUCUGGAUUCUGGGAAUCAUAUUUACGUUUGUUUCCGAAUCCGUUUCUAUGUUGAUUGUGGGCAAGGCUAUCAAGGGUAUGGCAAUUGGAGUUGCCUUUGCCACGGUGCCAACCUACUUGUACGAAAUUAUUCCCCUUAGAAGACGCGCGAGAAUGUUGACCCUUUUCACGUUUUUCUGUGCUUUGGGGAAUUUGUUUAUGUUCUUGUUGCCAAUAGUCUUGUCGCAUUCUUUACAAGGGGAGCACUAUCUAAAUUUCCAUUGGUUGGUAGAGCUCAUCCCUGUAACGUUUUUAACUAUAGCCGUGCUCUUUAUCCCUGAAAGUCCGAAAUGGCUAGCUAGUAGUGACAAAUGGACCAGAGCAGCGGAUAUCCUUGAGUGCAUUGAAUGGAAAAACUCGGGAAACUUGGAGAGACGCAAAACUAGAAAUGAGAGAGUCAAGCUUGGCGACAAGCACUUUGUCGUUAAGAAAUACUCAACUACAGUCGAGAUCAAAAGUUGCAAUAUCAAUGCACUUUUUGGCAGAAAAUACAUCAAGGAAAUUACUGUGGGUAUUUUGCUACAAUUAUUGGUUGAUUUUAUGGGGGUCUCAAAGUUGGCUGAGUCUUUGAAUUAUAUUUGCAGUGCUUGUCAAAUCACUUCUUUGGAAGAGCUAAGAAUGGUGCAAACUUUUGUUUUAGUUGUCAGGUGUUUGUUCAUGAUUAUUCCUAUUCUAGUGCUUGACUCCAUGAAGAGGAGAGAUGUGUUGGUGUUUGGAGUUUCCAUAGUUUCCAUCGUUAUGGUUUCUUAUAUGAUCAUGUUUUUAGCCUUUUCGGUACGGCGACCAGCACGUUCGGCUUAUUUGAACGUUGAUUGGGUUUUGAAGGUUGAGUUUUUUAAAGAGAGAGCUUCAUUGGUAUUGGCACUUACUGUUUUCAUGGACGUUUUGCAUUACGCUCUCAUUCUACCCAGCAGCUGGCUACUCAUUUUGGAAACUUUUUCCACCUCAUCGAGAACUAGAGGAUGGGUAUUUAUCUCGAGUUUGCACUGGUUGUUUGCGUGUUCGACAUCCUUGGUGUUUCCAUUUUUGUUGCUGCAUCUAAACGGUUGGCUAUUUUUCAUCUUCAGUUUAGUAUGCAUGGCGGCGGUAGCAAUGAGUUUUACUAUUCAAGAGACGAGAGAAAUAAUGCUUUUAGACUCUAGUCAAAUUGUGUUUGAAACAGCUAGGAACAAAAUGGGGAAAACGUCAACUUUGAUUGAUACCAAAACAGAUUCAGAUUGA
Molecule: messenger RNA, 1278 nt
Organism: Lodderomyces oxycetoniae
Lineage: Eukaryota; Fungi; Ascomycota; Pichiomycetes; Serinales; Debaryomycetaceae
Exons: 1
Coding region: 1-1278 (425 amino acids)
Biological process (GO): D-glucose transmembrane transport
Cellular component (GO): membrane
Molecular function (GO): symporter activity
Source: RefSeq, a predicted model, not a curated record